AGAAAACUUGCCCCCUUUGUGAUUGGAUCGCUGGCCUUUUCACUACGAAAACAACUACAAGCAACAAUGCCAGUGCACUCGAGAGAAAAGAAAGAGAACAACCAUGAGGAGAUGGAGGUGGACUAUCCGGAGCAGGAGGGCAGCAGUUCAGACGAAGAGGACUCGGAGACCUCAUCAGUGUCAGAGGAUGGAGACAGCUCGGAGAUGGACGAUGAAGAUUGCGAGCGCAGAAGAGUGGAAUGCCUGGAUGAGAUGACCAAUCUCGAGAAGCAGUUCAGCGACCUGAAAGACCAAUUGUACAAGGAAAGGUUGAGUCAAGUGGAUGCCAAAUUACAGGAGGUGUUGUCGGGCAAAGCUCCAGAAUACCUUGAGCCACUUGCUGCUUUGCAAGAGAACAUGCAGAUCAGAAUGAAAGUUGCUGGGAUCUAUAAGGAGCUGUGUUUGGACUCUGUAAAGAAUAAGUAUGAGUGUGAAACACAAGCUGCCUACCAGCACUGGGAGAGCGAGAAGCUCCUCCUGCUGGACACGGUUCAGAGUGAGCUAGAGGAGAAGAUUCGGCGGCUCGAGGAAGACCGACACAGCAUCGACAUCACCUCAGAACUGUGGAAUGAUGAGCUUCAGUCCAGAAGGAGUAAGAGGAGAGACCCCUUCAGUCCCGACAAGAAGAGGAAGCCUGUGGUCGUCUCCGGACCAUAUAUUGUGUACAUGCUGCAAGAUUUAGACAUUUUGGAGGAUUGGACAGCAAUCAGAAAGGCUAUGGCUACACUUGGCCCUCACAGAGUCAAGGCUGAUGUGCCCUUGGUCAAGCCUGAGAAGCUUCAUCAGCAACCGCACCACACGGCCAGGUCGGAGGAUGGACGUUUGUAUUACGACGGGGAGUGGUAUUGUCGAGGCCAGAGCAUAUGCAUUGAUAAGAAGGACGAGUAUCCUACAAGUGCCAUAAUCACCACCAUUAACCAUGACGAGGUGUGGUUCAAGCGCCUGGAUGGCAGUAAGUCCAAGCUGUACAUUUCCCAGUUGCAGAAAGGCAGAUAUACCAUCAAACACUCAUAGAUAUCCAAGGAGUCUUCUAUCCAGCAAUCUCUCUACUUCACUGCCAUCUCUGACGCCAGCCUGGGAGAACUCUGCACGACUUCAACAGAGGACUGCCAAACAGUGUUUUCAUUCCGGCCCUUUCUAUGUCCAGCCUAUCAUGUAUUAAGACUUUAGUGGGUUUACUGUGAGAACUUUUAUGUAUAUUUUUUUAUUCAAGAGCUAAAUGAGAUGGGUUGGUGACACUGCCAAAAAAAAUCAUUUUUUUUUACUUCACAGUAUAAGGAACAAAAGGAGUAUGAGUGUGAGGAACGGUUGAAAUGUUUGCAUGCUCCGUAGUACUGUAAGGUAUUUUCUGCCUUCUACAAGCAACUGUUUACUCUGACAAUUUACCACAGUUUACAGAAAAACUGUACUACCAACCAUGAUGUAUUAAUAUGUCUGACUUAUUUUUAAGCUCUUGUGUUUCUGUAUGUUUCAUGAAGUCUCAUGGUACCGUAGUGUGGAUGGAUAUUUGUAUAUGUUUAUUUGUGUGGUCAUAUAUGAACUGAACUUCUUUCCCAUCUCCCCACACCUUCACUUUCACCUCACUUCCGUAUUUUAAAUUUUGUAUUCUCCAUACAGCCUGUCUGGCAUAUAUAAUGUGUGGAUUCACACAAAUCUUUGAAUACAAAUGAAAUGUUUUUGUUUCAUUCAUACUGUACAGAAGUGAUGCCUUAAACCGAUGCAUUUUUAAAUAUGUAGUCAAUUAGUGUGUCAAAUAAUAUUAGUUUGGUCGUAAGGAAGUGAUUGCCAAGGAGAAAUGUCUCCCUCCCCUGUUCAUUUUUUGAGCUCACAAGUGUACGUACAUUUUGUUAUAUUGUGCCAGCUCGACUUUAUUUUCCUGCCAGAUUUACCUCUGUAUCUUGUAUCUUGGUUAGUUAACUGUGUAGCAGUUUUUUUUAUUAUUAUUAUUAUUCUGGUUAUCAGUAUGUCAGACCAGAAGUUUCCUAUACCUGUAUAUUCUCGGUAAACAUAUUUCUGCUUGUAAAAGUGAAAAAGGAAAUAAAGUCUGAUUAGAGAAAAACAG
Molecule: messenger RNA, 2101 nt
Organism: Alosa sapidissima (American shad)
Lineage: Eukaryota; Metazoa; Chordata; Actinopteri; Clupeiformes; Clupeidae
Product: breast cancer metastasis-suppressor 1-like protein-A
Exons: 11
Coding region: 67-1053 (328 amino acids)
Biological process (GO): negative regulation of transcription by RNA polymerase II
Cellular component (GO): Sin3-type complex
Molecular function (GO): histone deacetylase binding
Source: RefSeq, a predicted model, not a curated record